ACAAGUUUUCUGAUGUAUUUGCUUGCACCUUCUUCCCCUGCUGUUUGGUGAACCCAGCCCCCCUCUCCCCCCCCCACCGCUCUCCCAAGGAUGGAUCAUUCCCAGUGCCUUGUGACUAUAUACGCCGUAGUGGUUCUGCUGGGUCUCCGGUUGGAGCAAGGCGCCUGCCAGCACUAUCUGCACAUCCGCCCGGCUCCCAGCGACAACUUGCCCUUGGUGGAUCUAAUCGAGCACCCGGACCCUAUCUUUGACCCCAAGGAGAAGGAUCUUAACGAGACCUUGCUCAGGAACCUCAUGGGCGGACACUUCGACCCUAACUUUAUGGCUAUUUCCUUGCCCGAGGACCGGCUGGGAGUAGACGACCUGGCUGAGCUGGACUUGCUGCUCAGGCAGAGACCCUCGGGAGCGAUGCCCAGCGAAAUCAAAGGGCUGGAGUUUUACGACGGGCUGCAGCCGGGCAAGAAGCACAGGCUGAGCAAGAAGCUGCGCAGGAAGCUGCAGAUGUGGCUCUGGUCCCAGACCUUCUGCCCGGUCCUAUACACGUGGAACGAUCUCGGCAGCCGCUUUUGGCCCCGGUAUGUCAAAGUGGGCAGCUGCUACAGUAAAAGGUCUUGUUCAGUCCCAGAAGGCAUGGUUUGCAAGCCUGCCAAGUCCGUGCAUUUAACGAUCCUGAGGUGGAGGUGCCAGCGCCGGGGCGGGCAGCGGUGCACGUGGAUACCCAUCCAGUACCCCAUCAUCUCGGAGUGCAAGUGCUCCUGCUAGGGCUUGCGCCUCCCCGCCGGCCCCUUCUCUAGCGGACUCACGUGGACCUUUGCUGCAACAAAAAUAAAAAGACAUUGGCUUUCUGGUUAACGUUGUAAUGCACUGUAACGUGUAGGAGAAUGUAUAUUGUGUGUAUAUAUGGCACCGUUUUAAUAUACUAUUAAAAGAGAGAAGUUGCUGCGCUUUGGCGAGGUUGUUUGUUGUUGUUGUUGUUAUUGUUGUGGGUUUUUUUUAACAAAAGGAUUAAAAAAUAAAAACCAAACUUUUUGAUAAGAAAACGUUUUAAAGCUAUUUUCCAUUCUUCGGAAAGCGUGUUUGUGAGUCUUUUUCCUUAUGGACUUUAGAUUAAAAAAAAAAAAAAAGAAAAAAGAAGAAACGCCUAGAGCACAAUGUUAUUGUAAAUAGAGAGAACAGUUUGAAUGACUUAAUCCUAUGUAAAUGAAGAGUAUCUGCUAUUUAUUCUUUAUAUCCUUGUAGUAAAAGUGCAGUGCAGAAUUAAAGUCAACCACUAAAACACGA
Molecule: messenger RNA, 1281 nt
Organism: Nothoprocta perdicaria
Lineage: Eukaryota; Metazoa; Chordata; Aves; Tinamiformes; Tinamidae
Gene: NOG
Product: noggin
Exons: 2
Coding region: 91-762 (223 amino acids)
Biological process (GO): negative regulation of BMP signaling pathway; osteoblast differentiation; negative regulation of cell differentiation
Source: RefSeq, a predicted model, not a curated record